AUGAAUGAUCAAGAUUGUUUGUUCAAAUAUCGAAAUGAAAACAUUAAUAAAUCAUCACAAUACAUCUCGAGUUUAUUAGAUAUUUCAAUUAGAUUAUCAGAUUUUCACGCGACAGAUAGAUUUUGUUCAAAACAACAUAACACUUCACAUGUUCGUUCUCAUCAUCAAAGAAAAGCACGAACACCUAUCUGCUACCGCAAUUUCCCUUUCUCAUCCAAUAAUCCUCUAAAAUAUUCAAGAAAUCAUCAAUCAACUGUUCAAUCGAAAUCUUACAAAGACAACGAACUAAAUAUUUCUGUAUCUAUUCUCAAAUUAUCUAAUAAAAAUAUCGAUUCAUUUACUUAUUUUGGUACUAAUACUACUGCUUCUGUUGGUCCAUCAAAACAAAACAAAUCAAUAAACGAUGAAGUAGAUUUUAGAAAUGAACAGCAGCAAUGUGCGCAUUCAUUUGCAAUGAUUAAAAAUAAUCAAAAGUCUAAUCUCAACUACAGUUUCAAACAGUAUGCAACUACAAUAUCAGCACCAAAGCCUAUAUUGAAAGACGAGUCUAAUUAUGCUUAUACUGUUUCUUUGAAAACUAUUUUAUCGACCAGAUGGGCAAAGUUUAAGACAUAUAAGAGCCCUUUAAGGCCAAUAAUAAUAACAUCCGAUAUUAUUCCUGCAACUAUUUUGAUAUUAAUGAUCCAUACGUCAGCAAUAAUCUUAAUAAAAAUGCCAUCCCUUUCAUUAAUGGUUCUAGAGUCAGAGAGUGUAAAUCUCUGGCAGCAUAAACCAUCAUUGUAUAUGGCUCUUACUGAUAAUAUCACAGCUGGAAUAGAUCAUCAAAAAGUGAUUCCUGAAGAAGAUCAGUCAAGAAUCUCAAAUGAUCUCACUAACCGUUUGCAUCCAAAUAAAGAUGUACAACAUACUAUAGUCGCAAGUCCAACAGAUAACAAUCUAGAAAAAAAAUUCGUAUCGGAUAUCAAUGUAGAUGAUGAUGAACGUUUGAUUUCGAAUGAUGGAAAAUCGUUAUUAAAUUUUUCAGAAAAAUUUACUUCAAAAGUAAAAAUUAAGGAGCAUCGAAAACUGAAAGACAACUUAGUCAUUGAUAAUUUAAACUCAAUAGAUGUACUUACAUCCAAUCUGCUGAUGAGUCAAACUUUCGAAAUUCUACCAACGAUUGACGGAUUCAACCAAUAUAAAUCUAUUUUGAAUUCGAAAUCUAAUUUAUCAUCGAGCCAUGCUGUUGAUCAACUUAUAUCCGAAAGAAAAGAAUUAAAAGAACGUUUCACCAUAGAUCAAGAUAUGAUUCAUUCGACAAAUUCAACUGAAUACAUUCCAUCAAUAUUUACAACUAAUUCAUUUUCAGCAAUAGACGCAACAAAAUGCAUAUUGUCUAAUGAAGACAACUUAGAAAAUACUCUUGACGAAUCAUCUAUUAAAAAUGCAAUGCUUGCCGAUUCGGAUGAUACAUCUGGCCAAUCUAUAAAUCUGGAGACAAUUGGUUUGCCUCUAUUUGAUAAAGAAUCCAAGUCAACACUAGAAAAAAAUCAAAUUCAUGAGAAUGAUGGUGGCGUACAAGUUAUAAGUAAAUUACUCCUGUCAUUAAUCUAUUAUUCGUCGUUUUUUCCUCAAGAUCUUGAUCAACAUGAAAUCACGCUGUUAAAACAUUCUAUAUCACUUCAAUCAAACGCAUCUCUUUCAAAAACACACGCAUUAGCAUUUCUGUGUCAACGGAACACUCUACAGAGUGAUAAAGAUUUACCCGCACUGCAUGAUGUAUCUGUGCCAAAUUCUAUCCACUUCGAAACUAAAAUACAACAAAAAGAAUCAAAUGAGGCUGCUGACGAAUUCCCCGUCAUGGCAACAUCCCGAAAGCCAAUCAACAACAUAAACGAAUAUAAAGAGUUAUCAUUGAUUUUCCCCAAACACGCUGGUCGACGGAAGCGUCUUCGAAAACAGCAACACAACGAACCACCGCCAUGGAUUUUUCCUAAAGAAAACUCGACAACCUACAAUCAUCGUUUCCGACGUCCUCAGUGUAAACCGUGCGAAUGCAUUUGUACACCACUUCCUACGUGCUCGAAUGUAACAUCACGCUCGUUUAUCGAAGAUAUUCAUCCGUGUGAUACAUAUUCCAUGCAUUGA
Rotaria socialis is the source of this 2127-nucleotide messenger RNA. Lineage: Eukaryota; Metazoa; Rotifera; Eurotatoria; Philodinida; Philodinidae. The record is from the annotation of a GenBank genome assembly.